AUGGGCCCAGCACGCUUCCACUGCGCCACGCUGCUUCCCGGCGGACAGUCUGUCCUUCGCGUAGACGAAUCCCAUAGAUCGUUCGCUACAUCAAUCCCACAGAUCGUUCGCAACCAUCAUAUAACCAUGUACAUAUUUCCAACAUGGUCGUCUUCGAAUUAUAAUAGGAGUCCGGUGAUUUUUAAUAUUGACCUGGUGAACAAUCACAGAUUCCGACAGGAGAAGGGAGAUUCGAAGUGCGAAGAUGGAAUGGAAAUCACAUUCAAACACAACACAUAUUUGGUCGACGGUAUUCCUGCCUGGGGAGCGGCAGCAUGGCUUCAACACACGACGGACUGGCGCGGCUUAUGCAGACACAAGCAAAUCUGGUGUUACACGUACUUCGUGGAGAAUCGACUCAUCAAAAUCGCUGAAGAGCUGAUUCGAAACAAAGACGUCAACUACAAAAAGCUUCUUCGGAUUGAAUGCAAUAAUAUGGUCGACGUCUUGAAGAGGAAUCAAAUUCACGGCAAAAUUCAAGUCGAAUACUGUGCAAAAGGCUUUAUCGUACUGUUGGAAAAAGUAUUGGCAAUCGAAGGAGAUUUCGAGCUCAGCGACUAUUGCGCAUUUCUGCAACUCGAUUUGGACAGACACUACUAUGGUUUGCGCAAAUUGCUCAACUGCCCGAAGAUCAAACAGCCAUGCUUGUAUGAGGAGCUCUUGAUAAAAGCGGAGCAGUUUUUGAAAGAUAACCGUGAAAAAAUCGAAGAAAAGCGGGCACUAGUUGCGAUGAAUCCGGAAAAACAGAAGGAGCGCCUGGAGUUGUUCGAGUCAUUUCGAGAAGACCCUUACGAAUUACUCAGAAACAUUCCGGAAACAAUAAAGUUCCAAGAAGAUGACAAUGCUCAAUUAAAGAAAAUCAAAAUGGAAGAGCAACAAAAGAAUGAACCGAAAGUAGAGGGAAAGGAAGAAAAGCAAGGAGUCAAUGAGCAGUGA
Caenorhabditis bovis is the source of this 975-nucleotide messenger RNA. NCBI's taxonomy places the organism in Eukaryota, Metazoa, Nematoda, Chromadorea, Rhabditida, Rhabditidae. The record is from the annotation of a GenBank genome assembly.